Molecule: messenger RNA, 1833 nt
Organism: Pantherophis guttatus
Lineage: Eukaryota; Metazoa; Chordata; Lepidosauria; Squamata; Colubridae
Source: RefSeq, a predicted model, not a curated record
GGAACGGCUGAAGAACUGCAAGUACUGUGAGAGUUCUAAUUCCAGAAAAAGUUACGCAUAUCCAAAGAUCCACAAGAACAAUAGCCAUGACUAUGCCUAAUAUCAAAAAGUCGGCAGGAAAAAGAGGCCCAAGAAAACGGAAACUUGCAGAAGAAUUUCCUCCUGGAGAAGUUUUUACUGACCUUUUAAAGAAAAAAUGGAAGCUUGGUCCCGUUAUAGGCAAAGGUGGUUUUGGCUGUCUGUACCUUGCUGAUGUUAAUUCAUCUGAAUCAGUUACCAGUGAUGCACCCUAUGUUAUAAAAGUGGAACCCAGUGACAAUGGACCACUCUUUACUGAGUUAAGUUUCUACAUGCGAGCUGCUAAACCAGAACUAAUUAAAAAAUGGAUUUCUUCUCACAAACUGAAAUAUUUAGGUGUACCAAAAUAUUGGGGUUCUGGUUUGCAUCAAAAGAAUGGCAAAAGUUAUAGAUUUAUGGUGAUGGACAGAUUUGGGAAAGAUCUUCAGAAGAUAUUUGAAGAACAAGGAAAGCAGUUUUCACGCAAAACAGUGUUACAGUUGGGAUUGAGAAUACUUAAUGUUUUGGAAUAUAUUCAUGAACAUGAAUAUGUACAUGGAGACAUCAAGGCCUCAAAUCUUCUCCUGGGCCACGAGAUUCCAAAUCAGGUGUACUUGGUAGAUUAUGGCCUUGCUUUUCGAUACUCUCCAGAAGGCAAUCACAAGGAUUACAAAGAAAACCCCAAACGAUGUCAUGAUGGAACUCUUGAAUUUACUAGUAUUGAUGCACACAAGGGAGCGUCUCCCUCAAGACGUGGUGACUUGGAAAUUUUGGGUUAUUGUAUGAUCUGCUGGCUUAGUGGUAGUCUGCCUUGGGAAGAUAACCUGAAAAAUCCAGAUUAUGUCAAAGAGUCAAAAAUUAGGUAUACCGAUAACGUUUCUGAAUUCAUGUUGAAAUGUUUCACUAAAGAAAAUAAGCCAGAGUCUAAAACACACCGGAGUAUAGGACGCACCUGGAUUUCAAAGAGGAAAACAAGAAAAAAAAGUUUUUGGCCUCCGUUCGUCCCGUUUUUGCCCUCCAGCCCGCAGGAGCACUCUGCAGGCCUCCCAAACCCUCUGCACAUCCUGUUUUUGCGAAAAAGAGACAUGUUUUUCGGGUCUGGCAAACAGCAAAAAUGGGACGCCGGGGUGGGUGGGUCAGGAGGCCAAAAACAGGGCGGUAUUCAGUCUAUAAGACGCACCGACAUUUCCACCUACUUUUUUUGGGGGGGGGGAGUAUGUCUUAUAGCCCGAAAAAUAUGGUACUUUGAGGUUUCAGAGAAAGUUGAAAGAAAAAGCAACCCAUUUUGCGAACAAUAUCUGUUUCACCAGCACUCUGAUGCUGUUGUGGUCUGUGUGUUUGCAGGUUUUCUUACAGCACAGAAAAGGGUUAUAAAUGAAACGAUAUCUCAUGAAAUUGAGUAAAGAUAGUUUGUUUGCUAGGAAAUCUUUUUCUUUUCAGAAAAUAUCAGUCAAAAAAAUCUGACUAAUGUUGUUACAAAUUUCCCUGUUUAAAUCUAUUUGCUGAUCUUAUUUAUUUUUAAAAACACAGCACCAUUAAACAUAAUUCUGUUUUAAGGUUUACUGUUUAUUUAUUUACAAUGAUUACAUUUUCAAAUGUUGUCAAAAGAUAAAGGAAGAAAUUAUUAAAAGAAGGAUCUGUUUAUCUGUACUGUUACAUCCAGAUUUUCCAACAUAUUUGUGCCUGCAAACAAAGUUCAUGUUAUGUGUACUAUGAAAUUUGAUAUUUCCGUGAAACUUCAAUAUUCCUGAAUAAAAUGAAUCUAGGAAGAUUAAA